Messenger RNA from Onychostoma macrolepis, 2186 nucleotides. It is a transcript of the gene ogal, whose product is annotated as O-GlcNAcase like. Bases 161 to 2176 code for a protein of 671 amino acids. The record is from RefSeq and is a predicted model, not a curated record. Gene Ontology annotation, biological process: glycoprotein metabolic process. The transcript has 16 exons. Lineage: Eukaryota; Metazoa; Chordata; Actinopteri; Cypriniformes; Cyprinidae. Gene Ontology annotation, molecular function: beta-N-acetylglucosaminidase activity.
AAGCGCGCAUGCGCGACGGGGUGACCACGAGUACAACAAGGAAGUAGAGAGAAUAUAAACAUAAACAUUAAUCGAAACAGCUGAUUCCGUGUCAGCAGAUCCACAGAACUCUUCGAGACACAACCGACUGAUCUUCAGAUCUGCUGCAACACCAGGAAUCAUGUCCAAGAAAUGCAAGAUGUUCCUCAGUGGAGUAGUCGAGGGGUUUUAUGGGAGGCCGUGGACUAUGAGCCAGAGGAAGGAGCUCUUCAGGAGGGAGCAGAAAUGGGGCUUGAACACAUAUCUAUAUGCCCCAAAAGACGAUUACAAACACCGGAUGUACUGGAGGGAUCUGUAUUCACUGGAGGAAGCAGACCAGCUGAUGACGCUGAUCUCCGCUGCUAAGGAGCGUAACGUGGAGUUCGUCUAUGCCAUCUCCCCGGGGCUGGACAUCACCUUCUCAAACCCUAAAGAGGUGACGGCACUCAAGAGGAAACUCAGCCAGGUGAGCGGGUUUGGCUGCCGGUCGUUUGCGCUGCUGUUUGACGACAUCGAGACGGAAAUGUGUCCGGCUGAUAAAGAGAUGUUUAGCUCGUUCGCUGAAGCUCAGGUGUCUGUCACUAACGAGGUGUUUCUGCACCUGGAGGAGCCACACACCUUCCUCUUCUGCCCCACCGAUUACUGCGCUGCGUUCUGCACUCCCAGCGUGCCGCGGUCUGCGUAUUUGAACACGGUCGGUGAGAAACUCAAUGCUGGGAUUGACAUUCUCUGGACAGGGCCGAAGGUGGUGUCCCAGGACAUCAGUGUGGCGUCUAUAGAGGAGGUGUCCGCUGUUCUGCGGCGUCCGCCGGUCAUCUGGGACAACAUCCACGCUAACGACUACGACCCACAGAGAGUCUUCAUGGGACCCUUCAAGAACCGGCCCACCGAGCUCAUCCCCAAACUCAGAGGCGUCCUCACAAACCCCAACUGUGAAUUUGAGCCCAAUUUCGUGGCCAUUCACACGCUGGCCACGUGGUGCAGCUUCAGACAGAAAGACGUUUCUAUGGAUGGAGACGAUCAGGGCUCGGACUACAACCCCCAUGAUGCUUUGCGGCUGGCGCUCACUGAUUGGCUGGUUGAGUUCGGCAGAGCAGAUCAACCUGACGGUGCUCGCGGCGGCCGCUCUAAGCGUGAGGCGUCUGACGAGGAGCCGAUGCAGACGGACGGUUACGUUCCCGGACCCAAAGACAACCCGCUGUACACGGCCGAGCCGCUGACGCUGGAGGAUCUGACGCUGCUGUCGGAGCUCUUCUAUCUGCCGUAUGAACACGGAGCCACGGCCGUCCUCAUGCUGCAGGAGCUGCACUGGCUGCGCAGACACAGCCACACCGGAGACGAUCCAGAGCAGGGUAAAGACUGGCGGCGGAGAGCGGAGAAGUUUGACGACAUGUGCGGCGCCGUGGUGCAGAUGUUCAACAGACUGUCCAACGUUCCCAACCGGAUCAUCCUGUACGACCUUUACAACUACAUCUGUGACAUCAAGAGCGGCGUCACCAUGGCCAAAGCCUACGUCAAAACUCUGGGAGGUCAGACGCCUCACCCCGCUCUCGCUCUGACCGAUGACCCCGAGCCCUGGGGCUUCAGAGGAGGACUGUCCGGAGAAUUCCAGCGGAUGCUGCCGUCUCAUGGGAUCCGCGAUCUGUUCCGCUGCGCUCCGGCCACACGCGUCUACACCAUACGACCCUGCACUCCUAAAGACCAGCCGGAGGUGCAGAGGAUCUUUAAGGAGAUGCAGACUGAGACGCAGCAGAAGGUGGAGCUGGUGGGCGACCGGCUGGUGGAGGGUCAUGUGACGCCGUCGCAGAGCUGCAGUCUGAUCCUAGACGACGCGUCUGGAGUUUGCGGCUACGCUUUCGCCCUCAGCGACGCCAAGACGGCCAUGACUAAAGCUCAGUAUCCAGAGACCAUGCUGCAGGAUUUCCCAUCAGUCAUGGCCAUCCAGAUCCACUCCAGAGUUCCUGACCACAGCACAGCCAAGCGGCUGAUUGAACAGAUGCUGUCUGCGCUGAGAGACAGCGGGUCUAAAGGAGUUUUCAGCGAGUUCAGAUCCAACGACAGACGAAUGUUCGACUUCUUGAAGACGCUGGACGUGUUUCAGGUUCUGAAAGUCGAUGGGCUUCCGACAAACCUGGUCAUCAUGGGAACUAAACUCUGACACAAUAAUC